This is a messenger RNA of Aphanomyces invadans, 1718 nucleotides long. RefSeq lists its product as hypothetical. Gene Ontology annotation, biological process: activation of GTPase activity. The record is from RefSeq and is a predicted model, not a curated record. The transcript is spliced from 4 exons. Lineage: Eukaryota; Oomycota; Saprolegniomycetes; Saprolegniales; Verrucalvaceae. The coding region runs from base 26 to 1621 and encodes 531 amino acids. Gene Ontology annotation, molecular function: protein binding; GTPase activator activity.
UGCGAAACGACAACGCGACCAAAGGAUGAAGACGAGCGAUGGAAGGUUAGCAGUCAAAGUAAACUUUCCUCGCGCAAGCUCGCAACUCGAUUCGACAUUGCGCGAGUUUCCUGUUGUUGCGAAGAGUGAUAAGAGUGCAGCGGGUAUCAUGCACUUUUUUCCUCCAUAUGACAUGCGUGCAGCGCGACAAUUCUUGGCCAACGAGAAUAAUUCCGACAUGAACGACUUCAAGCGCGAGUGCCAAGCGCUGUUGAAAUCGACGCAGAACUGUUUCAAGAAGAAGUCCCUUCGAUUGAAGCGCAACCUUCACUAUUUAUCCCUUAAGCAUCAUGCACACAACGCCACGGGUGUCGCGGCUGAGGAUGCGCUCGUUUCUAUCAUGUCUCGAUACACAGCACUACUUGCCAACCUCGAGCGAGCGAUAACGGCACAAGAACGGAUUCGCACGGUGCCUUUAGGCAACGCUCGCGAAGAGUCACUUUGCAUUGGAAUCGAGCUGGACCAAACCAACCAAACCGUCCACGAGGAACUGCGUCGCCUGGCGAAGACAACGGGCCACCUUUCGUGCGGUUUGCUGCCAUUCUUUUCCUUCCUCGGUCCGUUGGAUAUUGUCGCUGCGUUGUCCGUUUGUCGUUCAUGGCACUCGACCCUGUCGUCGUACUGCAUCUUGUCUCAGUCCUUUGGACAACCCGAGGAUCGGUGGCGGUACUGGCAGCCCCAUUUACUUCCACACACGUUCACUCCACAAUCGCUGUCUUCGCCCAAGGCGGCAAGCUCUUGUGAUACAUCCCAUGGAUCGCCAGUGGGCAUCACCAGUCAUCUCGACGACGAGUUGCUCCAUCAAGAAGUGCACCGCACAACGUUCUUUCCAAAAGAGUCCAUGUACAUGCCAUCGUUGCUGUCCUCGCCGACGUCGUCACCAUCACCCUCUCCAACGGCGGCGACGACUCUUCCUCGCAUUGGGUCGUACUCGUCCAAGUCGCCAGCGCUCAAGUCGCUGCACACAAAACUUCACUUGCUUCUCGCGACGUUUGCUCACCAGUAUCCCAACGUCGGGUACGGUCACGGUAUGACGUUUCUCGGGGCCGCGCUCCUGUCGACGCUCCAGUACGACGUCGACGCCACCUUCCAUGUCUUUUGCACGCUUAUGCAGAAACAUGGCAUGCAUUACUUGUGGCACGGCAGUCCAUCUUCUUUUGGUGCGGGUUUGCCGCGGCGGCUGCAUCAACUUGAGCAUUGCCUCGACAUGUACGCCCCUGCUGUCACGUCGCACCUUCGUACCCACCACGUGACGCCGUCCAUGUUUGCGUCGAGUUGGAUCCUGUCGUUGUUUCUGAACGACCGAUCACUUCCACCAUCCACGUGCAUGCACAUCCUCGACACGUUUCUCGUCGAGGGUUGGCUCGCCAUGUAUGCUCUGUACGUGGGCCUCAUUCUGGUGCACGCACGAGAGCUCUUGGACGCGACGGACGACGCGGCUAUCCUCCACGCGCUUUUGUCACUGCCGAAGCACUUGGCCACCCGUGGGUUGGGACCGUACCGCCACCGCGCCUUCACGACGCUCACGCCGCCGCUCGCGACGUCGUUGAGCAUGGAAGUAGAACGAGAGCCGCAUCCGUAAUUCAGACUUGACCUCUGGAUCGCACCGUUUUGGACUCGUUGCGGUAUUACAUUCGACAAUGGCGAAAUCUGGACGCACAGAUCGCCUUGGACAUACA